CGUCGCGAAAUAUUUUUACCUUGUUUCGCCGCCAUAGCUGGGGUCCCAAACCGCGCAGGAUGUCGUCUGCCCUCACGAGCAAUGGCCGCACGCUGGAGCCUAACGAGAACACGGCACUGCUCUCUUCAGACUCGCAACCGGAGCCACAUCCGCAUCCGCAUGCGCAUGGGCAUUCUGAUUCCAAGGACGACCGGCCCUGGGUGCGUUGGCCGUCAAUCACUUUUGAUCUCGCCUGCUCGACCCUCGGGCGUGACUAUGUCAACCUGCUGCUCGUCUUCGUGCCGCUGGGCAUCGUCGCAGGUGCUCUCGAGUGGAACUCCACCGCCAUCUUCGUCCUCAACUUCUUCGCCAUCAUCCCGUUGGCCUCGCUGCUCAGCUUUGCUACCGAGGAGCUCGCCGCUGUCAUGGGACAGGCCAUGGGUGGCCUGAUGAAUGCGACCUUUGGCAAUGCGGUGGAACUCAUUGUCAGCAUUAUUGCUCUCAAAGACAACCAGAUCCGCGUUGUGCAGGCGAGUAUGCUCGGUAGCAUUCUGUCCAACAUCCUGCUCGUCCUCGGCUGCUGCUUCUGCGUCGGCGGGCUGCGCUACUCGGAACAAUCGUUCAACAGCACGGUCGCGUCAACCAUGUCCUCGCUCAUGGCCGUCGCCUCGGCCUCGCUGAUCAUCCCCGCCACCCUGUAUGCCGCUCUCUCCGAUUCCUCUGCGAAAGAACCGGCCGGCAACAUCUUGUUUGUGUCGCAUGGAACCGCCAUCAUCCUGCUCAUCAUCUAUGUCAUGUACCUGUGGUUCCAGCUCAAGUCGCACUCCGAACUCUUCGAAGAGCAGGGAGACGUCCAGCCAGGCCGCCGCGAGGAGGAAGGCCAAGCCGGUCAAUCCGAAGCCCAACCAGAGGAAGAACACCUGCUCAACCCCUGGGCUGCGAGCGUCGUCUUGGUCGCGGUCACCGUGGUUGUCGCCAUCUGCGCGGACUACCUGGUCGGCAGCAUCGACAGCAUCGUAGCCUCGACGGGCAUGAGCAAGACCUUUAUCGGCCUGGUGCUGAUCCCCAUCGUGGGCAACGCCGCGGAGCAUGUCACGGCCGUAGUCGUGGCCUGGAAAGACAAGAUGGACCUGGCCAUCGGCGUGGCGGUCGGCAGCAGCCUGCAGAUCGCUCUCUUCGUCACCCCCUUCCUCGUCAUCCUCGGCUGGAUCAUCGACGUGCCCAUGACGCUGCACUUCCAGAUCUUCGAGACCGUCGCCUUCUUCAUCUCCGGCCUCGUCGUCACCCUGCUCAUUCAGGACGGCAAGUCCAACUAUCUCGAGGGUGUCAUGUGUUUGGGAAUGUACAUUAUUCUGGCGCUGGCCUUUUAUGUCUACCCGGAUGAUGUGGGUGACAACCUUGGUGCCCUUGGGUCUGCAUAGUUGACCUCUUUAUUCAACCCGGUGGUUAUUCUGUCUCUUGUCACUCGCUCACCC
Molecule: messenger RNA, 1454 nt
Organism: Penicilliopsis zonata CBS 506.65
Lineage: Eukaryota; Fungi; Ascomycota; Eurotiomycetes; Eurotiales; Aspergillaceae
Exons: 3
Coding region: 60-1400 (446 amino acids)
Biological process (GO): calcium ion transmembrane transport; intracellular calcium ion homeostasis
Cellular component (GO): fungal-type vacuole membrane
Molecular function (GO): calcium:proton antiporter activity
Source: RefSeq, a predicted model, not a curated record